GGUCGCGUGAGGGAGCAGAGGAGGAGGAGGAGGAGGAGGAGGAGUGGUGGUGGUGCGCGGGAGCGCGCGAGUGGCUGUUGCUCCUCCUGCUUGCUGCUGCUGCUGCCGCCGCCGCGGCUUCUCUGUGUGUGAAUGUGCGUGUGCGUGUGAGGAAAGAAGGAGCCCCCAUCUCAAAGCCCGGCGCUGGGACCGGCCCGUCAUGGAGUAAACCGGAGAACGCCGGCGCCGCCACCGCCACCUUCUCUUUCAUACGUGGGGCGCCUCAGAGAAGGACCUGUGACUGAGCAGGAGGUCCUGCCGCCGCCACAGGGGAAGGGGCCGCUGCCUCCGUCGCUGCUUAGCUCGCUCGCCGGGCUUGGCGAUGGCGGCGCGAGGAGCUCGUCGGCUCCUCGUCGGCUCCUUCUGGGUCGUGUUUCUCUUCGGGCAGCGCCCCGAGUUGAGCGCCGCUGCCAGGAGCAGCUCCUCGCCGCAGCAGAACCUCCCGCCCGCAGGACCCACUGUGAGGACCUUUACUCCAUUUUAUUUUAUUGUGGAGCCAGUGGAUACUCUGUCAGUUAGAGCUUCAUCUGUUAUACUGAAUUGUUCAGCUUAUUGUGAGUUGUCUCCAAAAAUUGAAUGGAAAAAGGAUGGGACUUUCUUAAACUUGGUGUCAGAUGACCGACGCCAGCUGCUAUCAGAUGGAUCUUUAUUAAUAAACAGUGUAGUGCAUUCCAAGCACAAUAAGCCUGAUGAAGGGCAUUAUCAGUGUGUUGCAACUGUGGAAAGCCUUGGGACCAUUGUAAGCAGAACAGCUAAACUCACAGUAGCAGGGCUUCCAAGAUUCACCAGUCAGCCGGAAUCAGCAUCAGUCUACAGAGGAAGCAGCAUAAUUCUUAACUGUGAAGUCAAUGCUGAUCUAACACCCUUUGUAAGGUGGGAGCUAGAUCAUCAGCCGCUCUUUCUGGAUGACCGUGUAUUCAAAUUGCCAAGUGGAGCUUUAAUUAUUAGCAAUGCUACGGAUGAGGAUGGUGGAACGUAUUGCUGUAUUAUUGAAAUUGGUGGUGCUCCCAAAUACAGUGAUGAAGCAGAAAUUAAAGUUCUUCCAGAAUCUGAAAUUGCCUCAAAUCUGGUGUUCCUAAGACAGCCUUUAUCACUUACCAAAGUUACUGGGCAGAAUGCCAUUUUGCCAUGUGUUGCUGCAGGCAUUCCCAUUCCUGUUAUCAGGUGGACAAGAAAUGAAGAAGAGCUUGUUACAGAAAGCUCUCAAAAUUUUUUGUUGCUGGCUGGGGGGAUUCUGAAGAUCAACGAUAUCACAGAAGAUGAUGCUGGAACAUACACAUGUAUUGCAGAUAAUGGGAAUGAAACAAUUGAAGCUCAAGCUGAUCUUAUUGUACAGGCUGCUCCUGAGUUUCUGAAGCAACCUUCUAAUAUCUAUGCUCAUGAAUCCAUGGAUAUUGUGUUCGAGUGUGAUGUGGCUGGGAAGCCAACUCCAUCAGUGAAGUGGGUAAAGAAUGGAGAUGUGGUGAUCCCUAGUGACUACUUUAAAAUUGUAAAUGAACAUAACCUACAAGUUUUGGGUUUGGUGAAGUCGGAUGAAGGAUUUUAUCAGUGUAUUGCCGACAAUGAUGUGGGAAAUAUACAGGCUGGAGCCCAGCUGAUAAUACUUGAUCAUGAUGUUGCCAUCCCAACAUUACCUCCCACUUCACUGACCAGUGCCACUACUGACCAUCUAGCACCUGCGACAACUGGACCGUUGCCUUCUGCCCCUCGAGAUGUUGUGGCUUCCCUUGUGUCUACCCGUUUCAUCAAGCUGACCUGGAGGACACCUGCAUCUGAUCCACAUGGAGACAAUAUCACCUACUCAGUAUUCUACACCAAGGAAGGUAUAAACAGGGAGCGUGUUGAAAACACAAGUCAUUCUGGGGAAAUGCAAGUGACAAUUCAAAACCUGAUGCCUGAGUCUGUGUAUGUUUUCAGAGUGGUAGCCCAUAACAAACAUGGACCUGGAGAGAGUUCAGUGCCACUUAAGGUGGCAACACAACCUGAGGUUCAGCUUCCUGGCCCAGCACCCAAUAUUCGGGCAUAUGCUAACUCACCCACAUCAGUUACUAUCAGUUGGGCAACACCUUUAUCUGGCAAUGGUGAAAUCCAGAACUACAAGCUGUACUACAUGGAGAAGGGGACAGAUAAUGAGCAGGAUAUUGAUGUUGGUGGUCUUUCCUACACAAUCAAUGGUUUGAAAAAAUAUACAGAAUAUAGUUUCCGAGUGGUGGCCUACAAUAAACAUGGUCCAGGAGUUUCUACACAAGAUGUUGUUGUUCGAACUCUGUCUGAUGUUCCCAGUGCUGCACCCCAGAAUCUGACUCUGGAAGUGCAAAACUCCAAGAGCAUUAUGAUGCAUUGGCAACCCCCUCCUGCAGGAACACACAAUGGGCAAAUUACUGGCUAUAAGAUUCGUUACCGAAAAGUGACUCGGAAAAGUGAUGUGACUGAGAGCAUUGUUGGGACACAACUUUCACAGCUAAUAGAAGGCCUGGAACGAGGUACAGAGUACAGCUUCCGGGUGGCUGCCUUAACAGUCAAUGGCACAGGACCAUCUACUGAUUGGGUGUCAGCAGAAACAUUUGAAAGUGACCUUGAUGAAUCUCGUGUUCCAGAAGUUCCAAGUUCCCUACAUGUCCGUCCACUUGUUACAAGUAUUGUUGUGAGCUGGACUCCACCUGAAAACCAGAACAUUGUGGUCAGAGGUUAUGCUAUAGGAUAUGGCGUAGGCAGCCCCCAUGCACAGACCAUCAAGGUGGAUUAUAAGCAACGCUAUUACACUAUUGAGAACUUGGAUCCCAGCUCCCAUUAUGUCAUAACUUUAAAAGCAUAUAACAAUGUUGGCGAAGGAAUCCCUCUCUAUGAGAGCGCCGUCACUAGAGCCUAUACAGACACUUCUGAGGUUGAUUUAUUUGUUGUUAAUGCUCCGUACACUCCAGUGCCAGAUCCCUCCCCCAUGAUGCCGCCUGUGGGAGUUCAGGCUUCCAUACUGAGCCAUGACACCAUACGAAUCACCUGGGCAGACAACUCUCUGCCAAAGAACCAGAAGGUCUCGGAUGCCCGUUACUACACAGUGCGUUGGAAAACCAACAUUCCUGCAAACACAAAAUACAAGACUGCAAAUACCACCACCUUAAGCUUCUUAGUGACUGGCUUAAAACCGAACACGUUGUAUGAGUUCUCUGUGAUGGUGACUAAAGGCCGAAGAUCAAGUACUUGGAGUAUGACUGCACAUGGAACUACUUUUGAAUUAGUUCCAACUUCCCCCCCAAAGGAUGUGACAGUGGUGAGCAAAGAAGGAAAGCCCCGAACCAUCAUAGUCAAUUGGCAGCCUCCAUCUGAAGCCAAUGGCAAAAUUACAGGAUAUAUCAUUUACUACAGCACAGAUGUCAAUGCUGAAAUACAUGAUUGGGUCAUUGAACCAGUAGUAGGAAAUAGAUUGACCCACCAGAUUCAGGAGUUAACUCUCGACACGGCAUAUUAUUUCAAAAUUCAGGCCCGCAACUCCAAAGGCAUGGGUCCUAUGUCAGAGGCAGUGCAGUUCAGGACACCUAAAGCUGAAUCUUCAGAUAAAAUGUCUAAUGAUCAAGCAUUGGGAUCUGGAGGAAAAGGAAAUCCAGUGGAUGUUGGGACAGACUAUAAAACACCCAUGAGUGGCAGUAACAGCCCUCAUGGAAGCCCUUCUCCUCUGGAAUACAACAUGCUUCUGAUAAUAAUAGUGUCUGUCGGAGUGAUCACCAUUGUUGUGGUGGUGAUUGUUGCUGUCUUCUGCACACGCCGCACUACCUCUCACCAAAAAAAGAAGCGAGCUGCAUGCAAAUCUGUGAACGGGUCUCAUAAAUACAAAGGGAAUUCCAAGGAUGUCAAACCCCCUGACCUUUGGAUUCAUCAUGAAAGGCUGGAGCUAAAGCCCAUUGAUAAAUCUCCAGAUCCUAAUCCAAUCAUGACAGACACCCCAAUCCCUCGUAAUUCCCAAGACAUCACACCAGUUGACAACUCCAUGGACAGCAAUAUCCAUCAGAGACGGAACUCAUACAGAGGGCAUGAAUCAGAGGAUAGCAUGUCCACACUUGCAGGAAGAAGGGGAAUGAGGCCAAAAAUGAUGAUGCCAUUCGAUUCUCAACCACCUCAGCCUGUGAUUAGUGCUCAUCCCAUCCAUUCCCUUGAUAACCCCCACCAUCAUUUCCACUCCGGCAGCCUCGCUUCUCCAACCUGCAACUAUCUCCAUCACCAGGCAAACCCAUGGCCAGUUGGCACAUCCGUGUCCCAUUCAGACAGGGCUAAUUCCACAGAAUCUGUUCGGAACACCCCUAGCACAGAUACCAUGCCAGCUUCCUCAUCUCAGACAUGUUGUGCUGACCACCAGGAGUCAGAAAGUGCUACAGGAUCUUAUCUGCCCAGUACACAGGAGGAGGAGGCAAGCCAAAAUCUCCCUACUGCCCAUGUUCGUCCCUCUCACCCUCUAAAGAGCUUUGCUGUGCCAGCAGUCCCACCCACUGGGGCAACCUAUGAUCCUGCCUUGCCAAGCACACCUUUAUUAUCUCAGCAAACUUCUAGCCAUCCAGUUCAUUCAGUGAAGACUGCAUCAAUUGGCACCCUAGGGAGAACUCGGCCUCCUAUGCCAGUCGUGGUCCCAAGUGCUCCUGAAGUUCAGGAAACAACAAGGAUGCUUGAAGACUCAGAAAGUAAUUAUGAACCGGAUGAGCUGACCAAAGAGAUGGCCCACCUGGAAGGACUAAUGAAGGACCUUAAUGCCAUCACAACAGCAUGACCACCUUCCCCAAGAAAUGACUCCAAAUCCUGUUUCACAGGUCUUGGGACUCAGCCUUGGAGCACAAGGAAAUGUACAAAGACUAGGGGACAGCACAAGAGAGAUAUGCAACCAGCUGCAGAAUCAGUGCCAAUGCUGGUUAACCAAGUGACUUUUCUAUUCAUUACCUUAAAAUGAACCUGUUGGAAAGUUGGAUUCCACUUCCUGCUGAGAUGUCAGAAGAGAGGGGUGUGGAUGCGCCAAACUGAUGAAAUCCAGUAUACAGAUAAAGAGGUGGACUUAGCAUUAAUUUGAGUCAGGUUUUGUCUCAGUGCUGUGACCUUCCCUGCUUUUUCAGUGUUGGACAUUCACAUUUAUGUACAAUUUUAUUUGUGUGUUUUUAUUUUAUUGUAUCUUUUUUAUUAAAAAAAAGUGUAAUCUGAAGAAAAAGAAAUUUGUGUUGUUUCCCACAGCCUAGACGGAUGUUGGAUUGCUUGUUCUAUUGUGUACGGGAAUUCAUUGCCAGUGUGGGUUGUUCAGUUUGUUUGUUUUGGGGUUUUUUUUUAGUGUGUGUAUAAUUAUAUCACUUUCCAGCAGUUAAUCCGUGGCCUUGGGGGAUGCUGCAUUGCUAUUUGUAAGCUUUUUUAUUUUUAUAUUAUAAUUAUUAAAAGCCUGACUAGAUUCUCUCUCAUCACUGUGAGAUUAGGUAUUUGUUUGGAUUGAAAUGUAACACUAAGAAACUUUUGUUGUUGGUUAUUUUUGCAUUUUCAAUAUGGGGUGGAGGUAGGAACCGGACAGAAAGCCACUGAAUGGUAGGAAGUUUCAUUGUUUCUCCAGAUGAAUCCAGUACAAUAUAACUUUAUCCAUGUGAGUAGCCCCAACCAUCGCCAAGAGUGUGCAGAGGUGAGCAAAUAUAAUGUGUGAACCACAUAAUCCUGAAUAGUAAAUGAAACAAUUCCAUAAUCACAGUAAUUGGGGAAAAGUUACCACCCUUAUCAUGGAAAUGGCUACAGACUGUAUCUGUGAUUAUCAACUUGAACAUUACCUCUAUCGGUGUAAGCAUAUACCAGGAGACAGUUGGGAUUGCACAUGUGGACACAAAAAAAGCUAUUGUGUGGAUCAGCUCUAAGUCAUGAAACGCAUCAAAAAGACUAUAAUUUGCUUUGUGAGCUAGUCAUCCAGCAUGUCUGAUUAUUAAAUUGAGGAGGUGGGGAUGGAGGAAGCUUCAUUGAGAAAUGCCUCCCCCUUAUAAUGUAGGGUUAUUUAGGAUUAGAUAGCACAGUGUGUCUUGGCAGCAGAGCUUUCUAUGUUUUAAUAUUUCAUUUUAAAGAUAACCUGUUAACAUUUGCAUUGCAUCUUGAGUUUUAGUCCAGAUCUUUUAAUGUACAGAUUGUACAUUAGUAGUAGAUUGUGUGUGGGCCACUUUUACCACCCAAAGGUCUUCAGGAGUACUUUCAGUGUUAAACCACAAUCAAAGCAAAAUGUCUUUGCAGGCUUAUUUAUUCUAAACAAAAACAAACCGUAGACACACAAUGUUUUAGUGACUCAGGUGCUGCAUGAGCUAGAAAAGAGGGGAAAAGCUAAAAGGAAAUGUUAUGUCCACUCUGCUACCUGUUUGCAGCCAGUUUGACAUACCACUGUUCUCCACUCUUAUCAUCAUCUAGGCUGGUGACUUAACAUAAUGAAAGACGCUGACUUGUAAAAAUCCAGCUUCUUUUGGAAUUUUAAUGUACGCUUACAAGGGUUGGAGGGUGGGAGAGAGGCAUAGAUCAUAAUGGGUAGUUUUCUUUAGUGAAUGUGUUCUGUGUAAGCUGUGUUAUAUCAGGUUCCAUGCUUGCAGUGGGGUUAGGGGAGACUGAGAUAGCUCAUAGCCCUUGGAGCUUGCAAGGCUCUGAUCCUGAGGCAGACUUCAUGGGAUCUAUUAACUUCCCAUGUGAUUAAGGUUGGUAUUGUAUAUUACUGGCCAACUCAAAUUUGAAAAUGCCCAGCCUCUGCUCACCACUGCGAACCGGCAUCAGGAGAUAAUGAUUUACAGGGAUGAAGGGAUAGGUGGAAGGAGGCAUGAUUAACCCUGCCCUGCCUUUCUCUUUUUCUUCCUGAAACAACUCCUCCAAACUACUUUUCCUUCACACAGUUCCAGACUUCUAUUUGCUUCUGGCCUUGAAUCAGCAGAUUUAUUUUGAAGAACUCUUGGAAGCAGUUAUUCAAAAAUAGGGAUUCUGACAGACUAAAACUGACUAGUGGUUUCAGAUGAUGAAUAUUGAAGAAAUGAAUUAAUUCAUCCUGAUUAGCAGCUAUAACAUAUGCAUAAGAAAAGCCAUUUAUUUUUAAAUACUGUAUUAAUUUUACAAUGAGAUAAUGAAGUGCCAUUUCCAUCUAGCUCAGGGUUCCGUCUUCCAACAGUAACAAUCCUGAGACAUUCACACGUGUAGUAUUUGGGUGUAGAUUCCUCACUGUAUUGUUCAUUCUAGCAAAUUAACUAGAUGCUUAUUUUUGUUUGGGGCAAUCAAUGAAAAGUCCAACAUAGGAGCAAACUGGCACACCUGCAAAAUAGGUAUUGAGUAAAAUUAGAUGAGGGGAGGGGAAGGGUGGGGGGAAAGAAUGAUUCAGUCACUGACCUGGAUCCAAUUAUCUGUUCUGUAUGUGUGGUGGAGGUUUUUAUUUUUCUUCAUACUUUGGUAUGCAAAAGGAAGGGGAGAGGUACCACACAUACACCCCUCAUAAAUCACAAAGAGCUUCUAGUGAGGGAGAGGAGAAUUUUUAAUAGUACGUUAAAAACCCCAAAGGUGUCGAUAUGCACUUCUCUGCAUUUGGGCUAUUAGGUGUGAUCCAGAGCCCUGUACAGUCAGGGUGGGGGGUAUAUAUAAUCAAAAGGGACUUCUCAUUUUUGUGAAAGGGAAUGUUCCACCUGACUGUUUACCAUUGUACUUGCAAAGUUCUUUGUUGUGAAAAACAGGAAAUCCUCUGCAUAGGAUUCUCACUGUCCACUGAAUUCAGUUGGUGCACACACUCUGCUCCUCAGAUGUGUACAUUUCUCUCUUUCAUAUCAAUACCCAAAGAAAUUCCAUCAUGUGUACUCAGUAUUUCCCCCACUGGUGGAUUUUUUGUGAAGAUAUUGCUACUUAUGUAGAACACCAUGAAUGUCAAUAUUGCCAUGAAUCUGGGAAUAGGGUGGGGGAUAUUUUUAAUAAUAAAACAACUGUUCAAAGUUGGUUUUUUAAGGUUAAAACAAAAAGGAAACAUUUAUUCAAGUCAGUAUACAAUAUGUAUUGCACUUUUUCACAUUUUAACACUGUUUUUUACAUAUCUUGUGAUUUUGAAUUUGGAACAUUGUGUAUCUUGUAGUGUCAUAGCUAAGCUGCUCUGUGACAGCUUCCUCCAGUUGAAUAUGGAGAAGGGGGUGGGAAAAGCCUCUGUAUAUUAUUUUACAGUUCUGAUGUAGGAGAGUUCUGAGGACUGCUGUAAACUUCUACCUUUCUGUACAUUUUUUUCUGUAGUAUUUGCUGUAUACUCUAUAAAUUUUUAAUACUGUCAUGUUUAUUAUUUGGUAUUGGAUAUCCAAUACACUUUUUUAAUCUAAUCAA
Rhineura floridana is the source of this 8355-nucleotide messenger RNA. It is a transcript of the gene NEO1, whose product is annotated as neogenin 1. Gene Ontology annotation, biological process: cell-cell adhesion. The coding region runs from base 362 to 4792 and encodes 1476 amino acids. Lineage: Eukaryota; Metazoa; Chordata; Lepidosauria; Squamata; Rhineuridae. Gene Ontology annotation, cellular component: membrane. The record is from RefSeq and is a predicted model, not a curated record. The transcript has 29 exons. Gene Ontology annotation, molecular function: protein binding.